Messenger RNA from Exophiala viscosa, 2344 nucleotides. RefSeq names its product NADH dehydrogenase. The record is from RefSeq and is a predicted model, not a curated record. The transcript has 3 exons. Lineage: Eukaryota; Fungi; Ascomycota; Eurotiomycetes; Chaetothyriales; Herpotrichiellaceae. Bases 302 to 2065 code for a protein of 587 amino acids. Gene Ontology annotation, molecular function: NADH dehydrogenase activity.
GCCGGUGGUUUAAGGCGCUCAGGCUUUGGCCUUUGAUCCGCACCUGUAAUAAUCACCAAAAAUGAGUGGCUUAUCAGGGAUCCGAGCAUGAAUUUGAUCUUGAGGUCCACUAACUGCUGCUUGCUGCUGUCAUCGCCAUUUACAGGUAUCCAGUCACCAGAAAAAAUAUCCCUGUAAUCUGUCGCACGUCUAGAAUACCUUGCUGACCUUUCAACGCGACUCACAGUCGUCGAUCAACCUUUCUUGCCAUCCUCCCUGAUGCCGUCGUCGUGAGCUUCCAUCUCACUACCCUCUGCCAUCAAUGGCGAGCAAACUUUCCCUGCGCAUGAAGCCCGUGAGCUUCUCAGUUGCAUCACGCAGGCCGAUAUCCUCCUUUACCACGAGCACCUUCCGCAGGCCAAUUAAUGCUUCGGCGCUCAAUCCAUCACAGGUUCUUCCUCGACAAGUCCUUCAACAAACGUUUCGUCGGACCUAUGCCGACAAUGCUCCUAAAGCUCCCUCAGUGACCCUUUCUCCCGAACCAAGGCCCCGAAAGCGAUUCAGGUUCUUCCGCUGGGUAUGGCGGGUAACAUAUCUUACUACCUUUGGGGUUCUUGGCUUCACAGCAUAUUCUAUUUGGGAAGCGCGAAAUCCAGCCGAUCAGCUUGAGGUGGACCAAAGCAAGAAAACGCUGGUUAUAUUGGGUACUGGUUGGGGAUCUGUCUCACUGCUCAAGAAUCUCGACACUGAAAACUACAAUGUUAUCGUUAUCUCGCCUCGAAACUACUUCCUCUUUACCCCCCUGCUUCCCUCCUGCACCACCGGUACCAUUGAACAUCGCUCUAUCAUGGAACCCAUCCGGAACAUCCUUCGACACAAGAAGAGGGCAGUGAGGUUCUACGAAGCAGAAGCGACGAAGAUCGAUUAUGAGAAGAAGAUUAUCUACGCCAAAGACGAUUCCGACGUCAAGGGUGAUACUAUGGAGACUGAAGUCCCUUUUGAUAUGCUGGUCGUGGGUGUCGGCGCGGAGAACGCUACAUUUGGCAUUCCUGGUGUUCGCGAACACGCUUGCUUCUUGAAAGAGGUCGGCGAUGCUCAGAAGAUUCGGAAACAGAUCAUGGACUGCGUCGAGACUGCUACAUUCAAGGAUCAGUCUCAGGACGAGAUCAAGCGUCUGCUGCAUAUGGUCGUCGUUGGUGGUGGUCCCACUGGCGUCGAAUUUGCUGGUGAAUUGCAAGACUUCUUCCAGGAGGAUUUGCUGAAGUGGGUGCCUCAGAUCAAGGAUGACUUCCACGUCACUCUUGUGGAAGCUCUUCCCAAUGUGCUCCCCAUGUUCAGUAAGCAACUGAUCGACUAUACUGAGUCGUCCUUCAAGGAAGAGCAUAUUGAGAUCCGCACAAAGACCAUGGUCAAGAACGUCACCGACAAAUUCAUCGAGGCAGAAAUCAGCAAGCCUGACGGAACCAAGGCAAUCGAGAAAAUCCCAUACGGUCUGCUUGUCUGGGCCACUGGUAACGCUCUCCGGCCCGUUGUCAAAGACCUCAUGUCGCAGAUUUCGGCGCAGAAGAAUGCCCGUCGUGGUCUUGAAGUCAAUGAGUACCUCGUGGUCAACGGCACCGAGAAUAUCUGGGCUGUGGGUGACUGCGCCGUCGCCAACUACGCGCCUACAGCACAAGUCGCCGCACAAGAAGGCGCUUUUCUCGCGCGAUUGUUCAACACCAUGGCCAAGACCGACGCCAUUGAGACAGAGAUGCGGGAGCUUUCGGCCAAGCAAUCUUCCGCCAAAGCAGAAGAGCGGACGGCUAUCCUCAACGAGAUUACCGAGCGCCAAAAACAGCUUCGCCGUGUCAAGCAGAUUGGUCCCUUCCAGUACUCUCAUCAGGGCUCGUUGGCUUACAUUGGAGCUGAGAAGGCCGUGGCCGAUGUCUCUUGGUUCAGUGGCAAUAUCGCCUCGGGCGGUACGAUGACUUAUCUUUUCUGGAAGAGCGCGUACUUGAGCAUGUGCUUCAGCACUCGUAACCGUGUUCUUGUCGCCUUUGACUGGCUCAAGGCCAAGUUCUUUGGACGUGACGUGUCGCGCGAGUAGUUGAGCAGUUGCGCGGAAGGAUUCUACGAGAAGCCAUGGACGCCGCUUGAAGGUUAAUUUGUCCUCUGUCUCGAGCGCUGUGAGUCUGGCCGGUACAGGGAAUUUGGGUUGGCUGGGUAGGGCAAGGCCAGGCACGGGACGGAUUUUGUAUUAAUUUGUAGUCACGACCGAUCAGGUUGCGGACCAGCUUGAAUGAUAGAAUAGCCGCCUGGUUGGUCUGUGGAUCAAAAGCUGGCUCUUGUAAAUGUCUUCAAUAGUCGCGCACACUUGGCUUAAAAU